UGUGUGUGUGUGUGUGUCCACUUUGACAACAUGAUGGCGACGAUUGUCUCAGGAAUGUGUUGACGUGAUUACUCGUCGCCGAUCGUAUCGACGUGUUCCGAGCGAAAUGAUGAUGAUCCGUGCGAAACAUGUUCGUUAAUUGCAAUUGUGUCGCGUGUGAUUAUCUCGAAGAAACAAGUAGCAAAUACACGAAUGAUAAACGAUCGGAAUAAUCUCACGGAAUAAUAUUUGUGCACACACAGACAAGCGCGGAGACAAGACAGUUCUCUCGUAAAGAUCGUGGACUGCGUCAGUUUAAUGUUAUUGAUUGUUUUUGUAUAAUGACUUACGCGUCGAUGAGCACGGUUGACGAGAGAAACAAUAAGGCGUCACUAAUGAAGUACACGGUCUUGUUCCUGAGCGUUAUUGUGAUUCUCGAGUUAACGUCACUGACUGUCGCGAGCGAUACCUUGGGUGACCCAUAUAAGAUAUUAGGAGUAACAAAAUAUGCCACUAUACAGGAGAUUAGAAAGGCGUACAAACAUCUGGUCAAGGAAUGGCAUCCGGAUAAAACGGAUCACCCGCUAGCUGAAGACAAGUUUGUGGAAAUAACAAAAGCUUACGAGCUGUUAACUGAUCCCGAGAGAAGGAGAAAGUUUGAUAAUCACGGGAUAACUGAGGAGGGUAUUCCCAGGCAAAGGAGAGACAGUAGUCACUUUAAUGUUCUUGAUCCUCUAGAAGAAUUAUUUGGCAGUAAUUUUAAAUUUCAUUAUCAAUCCAGAGACAUCUCGUUGUUUCACAAAAUGAGUAUCACAUAUCGAUCCUUCGAAAACGUAAUAAUACCAAAGACUUAUCGUAUGCCGUAUUUAAUUUUGUUUUAUUCCGACUGGUGUUUCGCGUGUCUGCAAGUGGAACCUACUUGGAGACGUUUGAUCGAUGAGUUAGAACCUUUGGGACUCGGCUUGGCCACGGCGCAUGCUAAAAAAGAGUCCACUUUAGCGAGAAGACUCAGCAUUCACUCGCUUCCGUGUCUUGUUGUUACUGUGGAAGGGCGCACUAGUAUUUACAAAGAAUCUAUGUUUAGCAUUCAAAAAGUUGUUGAAUUUGUACGAAGUAGGCUACCGUAUAAAUUAAUAAGUUCCAUUACCAAUACAAAUGUAGAAAACUUCUUGUCGGGAUGGGCGGAUAAUCGGAUUCGCGCUUUGAUAUUUGAAAACAGAGACUUUAUCCGUCUGCGAUAUUUGCUGACAUCUUUUUAUUACAGAGAUAGAGUAGCCUUUGGAUUUGUCAAGAUCGGCGUACCUGAGACUGAAAAUAUAACAUCAAAAUACAAAAUCUCAGGAGAAUUAGAUACUUUGCUUCUUUUUAAUGAAAAUUCUGAGAAACCCAUGGCGUCUGUUAGCAUGAAAGAUAUUUCUAGUGAAACUAUGCACAAUGUUAUUGCUAACAAUAAGUUUCUCGUAUUGCCAAGGCUCUCAAAUCAGGCUAUGCUGGACUCCAUAUGUCCGCCUGAGUGGUUGAGACCACAAAAGCGUUUAUGCGCAGUUUUGAUAUCGCAACAAAACGAUCCUCUUCAUGAUAUGGCUAGACACAAAUUUAGGAAAGCAGCAUUAGAAUCCUCGUACAGCACGGAACGUGUCAGAUACGCAUACGUAUUCAAAGACACGCAACCUGAAUUUGUAUCGGCACUUUCUGCUGGCGAAGGCAGCCCGCUGGAACCUUUGUUACAUAUUGUCAUUAUCUGGAGACGAGAUGCCAAUCACUUGAAGUACGAAUGGCUUCCUCACGGAUGGGUUGAAGCUGUUCAGGACGAUCGUGUGUGGAACGAAACGCGUAGACAUUUAGAGAAAACUAUACAGAAGUUGUUGCGUGCCACUGAAGCACUACCGUACGCUGCAGUCGUAGGGGAAUUGACAGAUGAACACGCCCAGGGCACUGUAGACCGAUUAAUAGGCAGAGCAUUAUUAGCGGUAGAUUAUAUAUCCGAUAAUCUAACGAAAGAACAAAUUUUACCUUUGAUAUCGGUGCUAGCAACUCUUAUGCUAAUCGGAGCUGCAGGGUAUGGAAUGUCAUACCUAGCCAAACAAGAAGAAGCAAGUGUUCAGGCCGAACGUGCUCAAAGCAAGGACAAUCCCAAGUCGCUUCCUUCACAACCGCAAUUGCGGUUACAUGAAUUACGCGUGGAGAAAUACAACGGAUUAGUUCGGCUGUUAAAACCAGGUUGUCGAACUAUCAUAUUGCUGGUGGACGCUCAAAGUCGAUUGAAGUUAUUACCAGCUUUUCACAAAGCUGUAUGGCCUUAUAGAAAGAAUAAGACACUCAUGUUCGCACACAUGUCGCUAGAGAAAGGUCUUGAUUGGUACAAGAAAUUAUUGUCUCUCACUUUGCCCGAUCAGAAGGAAUUAAAUAUAAAUGCCAAGAAUUGCGUAGGCACUGUCUUGUCAUUGAAUGGGCAUCGGAAGUAUUUCUGCAUGUACCACGCCAAACAUCCCGAGUGUAUGAGGGAUAAAGGUUCUAAGCGUAUUGAGAAAAUGGCUAAGCGGCUUGCCCAAAAACCGGAAGACCCGGAAGCCGGCGCUUUUAUCGGUUUCGACAGUUCCGAAUCCGAUAUGUCUCAAGAAGAGGAUGAAAGCAAUGUUUUGUAUCAAGAAAACCUUUUGGAUGGGUUACCAAUGUGGCUUGAUAGAUUGUUUGAAGGAUCAACACAUCGUUAUUAUAUAAAUUACUGGCCCGAGUUCACUGCCAAGUAAAGGGAAAGGGAACUAUGCGUUAUUUGAGACAUGUAGGAAAGACUGUGCUGUCUAAGACACGUGUAUCUCAAAACACUGUUAUUUACUUUGGCAUCACUGAGGCAAAUGCAAGUUGGCUAUUUGAUGUGAUAAACCAUAAGCGUUGACAGCAAUCCUUUUCACUUCGAUAAAAGAAGAUAAUUCGAAGUUGCCAACCUUCAAAAUCUUGUAAGACUUUUUACUUCAUUACGAAUUGACGCAACGCUCACAAAUAUUUAUAUUUUAAGGAACAUCCAUUGUUUUUUCAGAUCGAUCAUUAGAUCUAAAGAUAAAAAAACAAUCAAAAUAAAUUUGUAGAUAUCACAGUCUUCCCUAUACUCUUAGUGAAAAAAAAAGAAAAAAAAAAAAGAAAAACAAAAACAAAGUUUGCCUAGUCAGUAGAAUAUUAUUGUCAUUUGGGAUAUACUGUGAUUCUCUCUCCGAGUGGACACAGACACGCGCGUUCCUGUAUAAAGAUAAAAAAAAAUAACAUAUUCAUUACUUACUAAGUACUGUUUAUAAAUCUAUUUACAGUUUCCUGCAUUUUAACGUUUUUAAGAUUUAUAUAUGUAUAUAUGUAUAAAAUUCGAGAUUUUAUAUACAUAUAUAUGUAUAUAUAAAAUCAGAGAGUAAAGAGAAAAUUAUAUAUACCAUCGUUCUUUGGAACCAUAGACUAAUGUUUUCUGUAUACUAUUUUAUCUGUUAUCUUAUAUAUAUAUACAUAUAUAUAUAUUUAUAUUUAUAUAUAUUAUACAUAUAUAUAAUAUAUAUAUAUAUAUAUAUAUAUAUAACUCAAAUUACUCUCUUUCUAUAUCUCAAAAUUGCUUGCAACUAACUAGUCAACAUUAUUGAGAACUUAGCAGUAUUUAUAUAUUGCACAGUGUAAGCAAAUAGAUUUAUAUUUCCGCGACUGGAACUACGGAAUCGUAAGUCUCGCAUGUGCGAUGUUUGUAUACGUUGUAACUUCUCACAACACGAGAAGAAUCGCUAUUUUAAAUGUCUUGAAAAAAUAUUCAAGUCUACACAUUACAUACGUUUAUAAUAUAUAAAAUUUUAAGAUGCGUAUUUCUGUCGCUUGUUCACUUCGUUUUAUCUAUUUUACACUGAACGUUUUACGAAUUCGAAUAUGAGUAACACGUAUAUCUAUUUACAGAAUUUAUACUUUCCAAUAUAUGUAUGUAUAUAUAUAUAUAUAUGUAUUUUUGUGUAGGUAUAUAUAUAUGUAUAUAUAA
Pseudomyrmex gracilis is the source of this 3979-nucleotide messenger RNA. RefSeq names its product dnaJ homolog subfamily C member 16 (gene l(3)80Fg). Bases 321 to 2729 code for a protein of 802 amino acids. The transcript has 12 exons. Lineage: Eukaryota; Metazoa; Arthropoda; Insecta; Hymenoptera; Formicidae. The record is from RefSeq and is a predicted model, not a curated record.